This is a messenger RNA of Daktulosphaira vitifoliae (grape phylloxera), 1339 nucleotides long. RefSeq names its product calcium/calmodulin-dependent protein kinase kinase 1. The record is from RefSeq and is a predicted model, not a curated record. The transcript has 5 exons. Gene Ontology annotation, molecular function: calmodulin binding; ATP binding; calcium/calmodulin-dependent protein kinase activity. The coding region runs from base 29 to 1024 and encodes 331 amino acids. NCBI's taxonomy places the organism in Eukaryota, Metazoa, Arthropoda, Insecta, Hemiptera, Phylloxeridae. Gene Ontology annotation, cellular component: cytoplasm. Gene Ontology annotation, biological process: intracellular signal transduction; positive regulation of protein kinase activity; protein phosphorylation.
UUGAUCAACAUUAAUUUUUUUAGGCCGAAUGAACGCUCGCCGCAAAGGGACCAAUCCAUUAGACAAAGUAUACAGGGAAAUUGCCUUAUUAAAAAAGCUCGACCAUCCUAAUGUAGUUAAACUAGUCGAAGUCUUAGAGGAUCCAGACGAAGACCAUUUAUAUUUAGUUUUUGAGCUAUUAGAAGGAGGGGAAGUCAUGCAGGUACCUGGAGAUCCACCCAUGUCUGAAUCAAAAGCCAGAGCUUACUUUAGAGACAUACUAAUGGGUCUCGAAUAUCUGCACUUCCAGCGAAUUGUACACAGAGAUAUCAAACCUUCAAACUUGUUGAUCGGUGCAAACGGGCACGUGAAAAUCGCUGAUCUGGGCGUUUGCAACGAAUUUGAAGGGACAAACGAUUUGCUUAGUUCAAGUGCAGGCACUCCGGCUUUCACGGCACCUGAAGUGCUCGACCUUACAACGACCACGUACAGCGGAAAAGCGUUGGACAUGUGGGCUCUUGGAUGUACACUAUACGCAUUUGUUUACGGCAAAUUACCAUACGACGCGGAUUCGGUUCUGACUGUCCACGAACAAAUCCGUACGCAGCCGGUACAGUGGCCCGUCGAACCCGAAACAUCACCACAACUGGUGCACCUACUCCAUCGGUUGCUGGACAAAAAUCCCGACACCAGAAUCACACUGCCGGCUGUCAAACAACACGACUGGGUGACCAAAAAUGGAGCCGAGCCUUUACCCACCGAGCAAGAAAACUGCGAGUUGAUCGAGGUCAGUGAAGAAGAGAUGAUGAACGUCGUCAAGUCCAUACCAAAGCUCAACACUCUGAUACUCAUCAAAGCUAUGUUGAAGAAUCAUUCAUUUCUUAACCCGUUUGCUGCCGAAGACCAAAAACGCAAACUACAACCAUCUCACAGAUCACAUUCAGCGCCUGGAGCUUGUACUUGGUUUGGAGCGAGAUCAUUAUCCUCAUCAUCAGAAACAACGACUCUUCAGCCUGUAGUAGAAAAUGCGGCCAACGAAAAAUAGUAAAAUCUUCAAUUACUGCACUAAUGAUAAAUAUUAAAACUGUUUAGAGUAUAAUGUUAGAAUCUUCACAUGCGCUUUAUUAUAUUUAUAUAUUCAUGUAAAGUUUAAUAAAUUAUGUUGACAAUGUAUUGUAAUGUGAUUCAUGUGCAAUUUUUAUCAUAUAACUUCUUCAUACUUAAACAAUGAUAAGUGAUAAUUGUAAUUUAUUUAUUUGUUUUUGAGAUAAUAGAAAGUCUUGAUUACUAUUUUCUACUUACAUAAGUGUAUUUUGACAUUUUUUAUGAAAAGAAAAAUAUAUGUAUUUUUUUAAUUAAA